GAUGGAAAAUAAGAACCCCCCACAACAAACAGAGAGGGUUGGAACAGAGAAAGAGAGCGUAGAAAGGGAAGAACCAUCGACAGAUGGACUCUGUUGUGAUUAAAGAUGGCGGCAGUCUUUACUGCAGACUACGAAGGACAAUACUCGAUCCACAGAAAAGCGGUGGGAGUUGUCUGCGAUUCAACACAACAAAACCACGAACCUCACAGUAAGGAACAGAUGGAUGGCAAAGACAAACUGUCAUGGCGACGUUCUGAUUCGACCAGGCCUUCUCGUGUCAAGGUGAUGAGAGGGAGGCUACCGUUACUGCAGCCCGAUGUGUUGAAUGAUAAUGCAAUGGAACACUUCGUAAAUGGAUUUACUGCUGGAGGAUGUGUGAGGAAGACAAUCAAACGCACGGAGCUUUUUAUAAGUAGAGGUCUGGAUCUAAUAGUUGUGCAGCGUGGGCUCUACGGGGACGUGGUUUAUGGAUGCUGGGACUAUGAGCAUAAGCGACAAAAGGGACUACUUAGCAGACCUGGGAGGCGGCUUCACUGAGGAUGCUCCUCGACCUCCAGUCCCAGGGGAAGAAGGUGAGCUGGUGUGCAGCGAUGGACGCCAGUACGGCAACGUCUGCUUCUCCUCAAAGAACGAGAGCCUCAAAUGUGAAGCGUCUGUGGCUACACCCAGGCGACCUGACUUGGACCUGGGCUACGAGCCGGAGGGGAGCGCUUCCCCUACACCGCCCUACUUAAAGUGGGCCGAAUCGCUCCACUCCCUCCUGGAUGACCAAGAUGGCAUCCAUCUGUUUAGGACGUUCCUCAAGCAGGAGGAGUGUGGGGAUCUGUUGGACUUCUGGUUUGCAUGCAGCGGCUUCCGCAAACUUGAAGCGAACGAGGGAAACGAGGAGAAGAAGGUCAAACUGGCGAAAGCGAUCUAUAAGAAGUACAUCCUGGACAACAAUGGGAUUGUUUCCCGACAGAUUAAACCGGCUACCAAGUCGUUCAUCAAAGACUGCGUGAUGAAGCUUCACAUUGAUCCUGCGAUGUUUGACCAGGCUCAGACUGAGAUACAGACGAUGAUGGAGGACAACACCUAUCCCUUAUUCCUUAAGUCUGACAUAUAUUUGGAAUACACGCGGACCGGAGGAGAGAGCCCUAAGCUGUUCAGCGAUCACAGCUCUGUUUCGGGGAACGGAAAGGGGCUGUCGGGGUAUUUACAGACUUUAAACGAAGAUGAAGAAUGGAGAUGUGACCCGGAGCCAGAGGAGCAGCCAGAGUGCGACCCCACGCCGAGCCACCGGCUUACUCAGAAGCUGCUGAUGGAGACGGCGCCGCAGCGGGUUGCCAGCAACGCCAGAUUCCAGGACAGCCACGAGUACAGGCACGCAGCAUGUCGGGAGCCCAUCAACCCGUACUAUGUCAACACUGGCUUCGCUCUGGCGCCCGCCACCAGCACCAACGACAGUGAGCAGCAGAGUCUGUCCAGCAACACCGACACAAUUUCCCUCACCGACAGCAGCGUAGAUGGGGUUCCACCCUACAGAUACCGCAAACAGCAUCGCCGGGAGAUGCACGAAAGUGCCAAAGCAAAUGGGCGAGUGCCACUACCUCAUAUUCCACGCACAAACCGGAUCCCAAAGGAUAUCCACGUGGAGCCGGAGAGGUUUGCUGCAGAGCUGAUCAGCAGGCUGGAGGGCGUUCUGAGGGAGCGGGAGGCUCAGGAGAAGCUGGAGGAGCGGCUGAAGAGAGUACGAUUGGAAGAGGAAGGAGAUGAAGUCAUGUCCAUAGCCACCGCACUAUCCAGUCACAGGUUCCCCCCCGGUGCUUAUCCGCAGAACUUCAACUCGCGCUACGCCGACAACACCUACAGCGGUCCUGUUGUGAGAGACGCUCACGAGGAGAACCCUGAGAGCAUCCUGGAUGACCACGUGCAGCGGGUCAUGAAGACGCCAGGCUGCCAGUCACCAGGCACAGGCCGCCACUCUCCCAAGUCACGCUCGCCAGACGCUGUCCCAGGGGGCAAAGGGGCGGGACUUACGCAGGGCAAACAUCCAUUCAGGCACGGCGUCAAGGGAGACGCCGGCCACCUGUACCACCACAAACACGUGCACUACGUCCACCACGCAGCCGCCGGGAAGCCCAAAGAGCAGGUGGAGGCCGGCGGCUUUCCCUUCAGCGCAGAGACGAGUCACUACGGGUCCAAGUCUCGCAGCUACGCGGACGGCAUGGGGUCCAACCCCACGGAGCAUACAGGGUACAGUAGCAAAGCUGGCACACAGUGUAAAAGGUUGUUCAAGAAAGGCGAGGAAGUGCGGCCUUAUGACGGUCCAGCGCCUGCAGAGGAGAUGGAGAAAAACCAGAAGAUCCUCUUGUGGCUGAUGGAGGGACAGAAAGAAAUGGUUCAACAUAAGAGGAGUCCAUACGGGAGCACCACUGGGUCCAAGAGGACGACAGGCCAUGAGGCUCAGCUGCGGAACAACGUUCAGCCGUCUCACCCUUUCAUCCAGGAUCCCACGAUGCCCCCAAAUCCAGCUCCCAGCCCCCUCAUCCAGCUGGAGGAGGUGCGUCGCCGCCUUGAGGAGGAGAAGAUUAAGUCUGGAACUGUCCAACCCAAGCAGAGGUAUGUGAUGGAGGUGAUCCAGAGGGGUCGCACCGCAGUCAGGCCUGCACUGUUCCCUCCGCUCAGCGUGGUGCCCGCCGUCUCUGACAGCGAGCUCUCCCAGCCCGAAUACAAAGCCACUAAAAAGCCGCCGUGUGACAACAUCACGGUGGCGUAUUACUUCUGCGAGGAGCUGAUCCCGUACAGGACGUCCGUCAGAGGGAGGGUCGUCACACUGGGCCAGUUCAAAGAACUGCUAACAAAGAAAGGAAAUUACAGGUAUUAUUUCAAGAAGGUGAGCGACGAGUUUGACUGCGGGGUGGUGUUUGAAGAGGUACGUGAAGAUGACGCCAUCUUGCCAAUCUUUGAGGAGAAGAUUAUCGGGAAAGUUGAAAAAAUUGAUUGAAGAUGGACCCGGAGGCGACUGGAUGGUGAAGAGGAAGUGUUUUAGGGGGGAGACUGGAGGAGCACGGGAAGACGGGGGGGGGGGUGCAGGAGACGUGCGUCGACGCGGUGGUCACAGUGGACGACUUGCACCACUGCAGUGACGUCGGGCUGGAAGGAGGCGACCUCGUGUGAUGUAGCAUUGUGAAGUUGACGAGAUGACGAAGAACAAAAGUGCUACUAAAGCUACAUAUUUUUGAUAUGAUGUAUCAGAGGGUGCCCUUUCUAAAGUAACCACACGUGUCAUUUUUAUAUGUAUUGGUACCAGAUGUGUACAGUUUGUGUUGAAAGAUAACAGAAUUUUAUAUCUAUUUAAGUAUUUAAAAUGCUCAUUUUCAAUCCUACUGACGCAGGAGCGUCUGUGGAAGACGAUCAAAUCCUUUUUUCUUUUUAGGGCUGAUUUGUGUUUUGUUUUAUUCACCGUUAGAGCCCUCUGGACUCUGAUGUU
This is a messenger RNA of Cottoperca gobio, 3472 nucleotides long. RefSeq names its product axin 1 (gene axin1). The transcript is spliced from 12 exons. The record is from RefSeq and is a predicted model, not a curated record. Gene Ontology annotation, biological process: cell development; positive regulation of protein kinase activity; positive regulation of proteasomal ubiquitin-dependent protein catabolic process. Gene Ontology annotation, molecular function: identical protein binding; I-SMAD binding; molecular adaptor activity. Gene Ontology annotation, cellular component: nucleus; plasma membrane; beta-catenin destruction complex. NCBI's taxonomy places the organism in Eukaryota, Metazoa, Chordata, Actinopteri, Perciformes, Bovichtidae. The coding region runs from base 467 to 2986 and encodes 839 amino acids.